Messenger RNA from Exaiptasia diaphana, 4333 nucleotides. Its product is annotated as PC3-like endoprotease variant B. NCBI's taxonomy places the organism in Eukaryota, Metazoa, Cnidaria, Anthozoa, Actiniaria, Aiptasiidae. Gene Ontology annotation, cellular component: Golgi membrane; trans-Golgi network. Gene Ontology annotation, molecular function: serine-type endopeptidase activity. The record is from RefSeq and is a predicted model, not a curated record. Bases 58 to 2223 code for a protein of 721 amino acids. The transcript has 2 exons. Gene Ontology annotation, biological process: protein processing.
CACGUUGAGUAUAUUUUCGUUUCGGUAAAAGGACUCCUUGUCCUUUAACUUUAAAAAAUGUUAUUAAGAAUAUCCAUAUUAUAUGGUUUGAUUUUUGUGUGUGUUUUUCUAUCAAGUUUUGCCUCGCAAAUCGACGAAGAUGAAUACACGGACUUCGAGAACGAAGACGGUGGAAGUCUGAGUGAUCGUUGGGCCGUUGAACUCGACACRGAUGAUAAUGCCGUUGCUGACAAAAUUGCCAGAAGUCAUGGCUUUAGAAACUUGGGAAAAGUAGGUUCACUUUCUGGGAAUUAUUAUGAAUUUGUUCCCGACGAAAAAGCGACUCGAAUGAAGCGAAGUACGAUGACAAGAACGAAGCGUCUGAUCGCUCAUCCAAGAGUUCAGUGGGCAAGACGGCAACGCGUUUUCGAGAGGGAAAAGCGAGGCUACUUCGAUACUUUACGAGAAAGAGAACGAGAACUACAAGCUGAGAGAGACAAAAGAUUUUUCAGAGAUCCCCAAUUCCCAGAACAGUGGUAUUUGAAUAAUGUUGGGCAAUCUGAUGUUCCUGUAGGGAACGAUAUCGGAGUUUUAGAUGUAUGGAAGAAAGGAUACAGAGGUAAAGGAGUAGUUGUCAGUGUGUUAGAUGAUGGUCUUGAUCACACUCAUCCCGACUUAAAAAAGAACUACGAUCCUCAUGCAAGCUAUGACAUGAACAAUAAAGAUUCCGAUCCUUUCCCUAACGACAAAGAUCCCUAUAAUGCACACGGCACUAAAUGUGGGGGAGAAAUUGGAGCCGAAGCUGACAACGAUAUUUGUGGCGUCGGGGUCGCUCCUGAAGUGAACCUUGGAGGCAUUCGCAUGCUUGAUGGAACAGCCACCGAUAUACUUGAGUCAAAUGCCCUGAGUUAUAAGCCACAAUACAUUGACAUUUAUAGUAAUUGUUGGGGACCGAAAGACGAUGGGAAAACGUUUGGAAGGCCUGGGAAGUUAGGUCGAGAGGCGCUAAAAAAUGGUGCUAYRAAGGGCCGCGGAGGCAAAGGUUCUAUUUAUGUGUGGGCAACUGGAAAUGGAGGCCUUGUUGAYGAUGAUUGUAAUUGUGAYGGAUACACUUCAAGUAUUUAUACCAUUUCAGUGGGAGCAAUCAGUUCRUAUGGUUUGUCAACUUACUAYGACGAACAGUGCUCAUCCACAAUGUGUGUUACAUUCACCGGGGACAGUCACAAAGGUAAUGAGAAAGAAUAUAAGUUAAUAACCACUGCAUUGCAUCAUGAAUGCACCAAGUCAUUCCGCGGCACCUCMUCUGCUGCACCACUGGCUGCUGGSAUCUUUGCUUUAGUUCUUCAAGCAAACCCAAGUCUAACUUGGAGAGAYCUUCAGCAUAUUGUUGUUCAAACAGCCCAAAAAACAAGCCCUAAAGAUGAUGGUUGGAAGUAUAACGGGGCAGGCAUUGAAUUCAACCACAAGUUUGGCUUUGGAAGAAUCAAUGCAAGUGCUUUGGUUCACGCAGCAUUAAAAUGGAAGCMUGUUCCAGAGCAGCACGUUUGCCAUGUAAAAGGAUUCCAAAAUCAACAAAAAGCCUUUUUACGCAACGGAGUUCUGAAAGUGCGCUUGUGGACUGAUGGCUGUGMAAGUAGUAAUAAGAAUARAACAACGAAGCUGGAGCAUGUCCAAGUAACUGUAUCCCUGAAGCAUAACCGCCGUGGAGCUUUAAGCAUYGAUAUCAUCUCACCAAGUGGAACAAGAAGUAUGCUUCUUUCAACUCGCAAGUAUGAUGAAUCAACUGCAGGCCUUGAUGAAUGGGAAUUCAUGACUGUUCAUUUCUGGGGAGAGAACCCAAGGGGACGGUGGGAAAUUGAAUUCAAAGACAACUCUGACAAGCCGUUCGAGAAGAAGAACACAAUUGACAUCGAGGAAGAAGAAAAGCACGAGAUCGACGCCAGGAGGAAGAAGGCUCAUCGUGAUGAAAUUCCAARACCUCAAGAGGAUGAUUUGGACAAAAAGAGGCACAAAAGGUCCAAAGCUGAUGAYCUAUCUACAAACUACGACAACUACCGUGAUGAAAUCAGACAUGGUAGAUAUGGCACUGACUAUAUGAGAGAUGAGAUUGCAUCUGAGGAUGAAGUGAGGCAGUUAGAAGAUGUCCUUCAAGACGAACAAAAUUAUGGAAUGUAUAGAAAGAAAUCCAAGUACCCUGGCUAUUUAAGUUCAAUCUCAAUGACUUUAUAUGGUACGGACAGUUGAACAGGUGAAUAACAACAAGUGAUUGGUAGUGACAGAUCACAUGACCAUGUUCUAGCAGAUUUUAAGGAAAGCUUUAAAUACAAUCUUUUUUUUAUUUUUUUUAUAUUUUUUGAUGUUUACUGUUUGUAAACCUAAGGUGAAGUGUCACUAAUUUUAUCCUUUGUUUGAGUGACAAGUCAAAUCUACUUUAAUUGAGGAAGAUGUUUAUGUUAUUGUCACAUGAUCUGUCGAUACAAAUCACUUGUUUAUGUUAAUCAAGUUAUUUAAGUCUCACUAAAUUAUUGGUAUUAUUUUAUAUUAUAAAUGCAGAGAUAUAUUUUGUUAUGGUUGCAUUGAAUUCAAAUUUCAAAUAGGUUAAAGACGUACAUGUAGUACAAACAUCACUUCCAUUUGCUCAUGGGUUAUAUUUAAGAAUAUUGUUUUUAAUCUUUGGGCAUAGUGUUAGCUAGUAGAAACUAGAAUAUAGUAUUAGUUGUCAAAACAGACUGGUUUGCACUGUUUCCAACAAUAAACCAAAAGAAAUCAUUUCAAACAGCUUAAAUAAUAUAUGAAAACCAUUCUUUUCACUGACAUAAUGUAGUCAUAAAUAUUUCAAUAUACAUGUAAUAUUAUUGUUUAGCCUUUCUUUUGAGAAAUACUCACCUGUUUAAAAAGAUAGAUGGUUUAGAUGGCAUGUUUAAAGUAGAUAAUUUUAGACCUAAUAUAAUGGUAAUAAUAAUUCUGUUUAUAAAAUUGUUGACAUUACCACUGUAGAUGGUCCUAUAUAAAGAUGUUAUAUUAUACCAUACAGUGUGGCUAAGGGCAGGGGUACUUAAAUACUGCACCAGUUGGCUUAUCAGAUAGCAGUAAAAGAUUAAUAUGUUAUAAUCCAAUCAGAUUGCUUCUAUAAAGUCAUUAAAGUGACAUAGUAUAUUAGUUUAUGAUCUGUCUGAAAACUGCAAUAUGAUUGGUUAAUGUUUAGCAGUAGCUUGGUUAUAGAGCGUUUGCACUUAUGUCAAUGGAAGAAACUACUAAUUGUUAAUUAGAUAGUAAGGAUUUAAUUAUUAUUUCAUGGUCAUAGCUGUAUAAGCACUCUGCUACAAAAUAAUAAUUAUUGUAAAUAGAGUAAAAGUUGAGAAAUUUGUUCGUCUAUAUUUUAAAAUUUUAAGUACGCCGUGGAAUGAUGAGGCAGUUGAACAGAAAGUGUCUCAAUAUAAGUUGGACAUCAAAGAUAGAGUAAAAUAGAUUUAUUCAAAAUCAAAUGAAUAUCUAAAAUAUAAAUCAUAAAAAUUGGGAUAUUUAGGAUAGUGUAAUGUGUAAAAUUUGAUCAGCAUGCUUUGGUUGUGUAAGCAUGUAAUCGGUAUUUAAUAUCUGCAUGUUUCAUUCUUUGAGGUAUGAAUUAGGGAGUUCUCAAGGAAUAUAUAUUUUAAAGCUACAAUACUCUGAAUUAUCACAGUUUAGAGCAACAGACUUGUUCUGAUAACAGACUACAAAAAAAUUGUAUAAUAUGAAGACAUGAACUGAUAUGUCAUUGCUAUGACUUAUGUAUAGUACAGUGUGUGCAAUUAAUCUGCUAAAUAAUAGCAAGUGAUGUUUGCAAAGGACAAUGGCGAUUCAAAGGAUGUUCAGCUUCAGUGUAGAUUUAGUACAUAUCUGUACUCUUUUGAAUUUUGUACAAUUUCAUAGAUUAAAUGUGUUCACUCUACUUGUUGUCAUAAACCAAUUCUUGAAUUCCAUUAUUAUAAUAAUGUUUACAACACUAGUUUCAUGUAAUCAUCUUUAGGAUAUGAAUAAGUGAGGUGUUGAGGGUUUUUUUUCAGUUACUACAUAACUUUCAUGUACUAGUUGAAAAAUUUAUAGAAAAGUGUUAAAGUGCUAAUUGUUAGCCAGUUUAACAAUUUUUUUCAUGUUAAAGGAAAAUUACUUUAUACCAGUGACAACAUUAAGUGUAAAUUAACAAAAGAAUGAAUGAUGUUUCUCCCUCAGUCAGCACCUCACAUUUUCAUGGUUGUAUGAAAUUGUGCAACAUAUAUAUUCUGGUAAACUAUGUAUUCGGCACUGGCAAUCAACUGGACCUCUGUAGAAACAGAUUGUAAAGUGGAAAAAAUAAAAUGACUGGGUUAAAAACUGA